AUGGUUGGAAGCAAGCGCACGAGGAGUAAAACCGCCGCGAUGGCUCAAUCUGUGACGGCCCAAAGCCACUCCACCCACGAUCCCGCGAUCAACAUGGUGGCACCACCACCUCUCGCCACCGUGCCACCUACCGGACCCGCGACCGAAUCUAGCAACCUCCGUGGCACCGCCGCCGAACAUGGUGGAACCUCCCAUCAAGGUGGGCUCGUUACCACCACCGACUUAGGCCCGGUCUUGGAGCAACUUCAAGCGUUCCCUCCAUUGCCUCCACGCUCGACACACGCUCUCGCGUACACCUCCAGUGAAACCCUAGCCCGUGUGCAAUUGGGCUCCACACGCUUCUCUCCUCCCGAUCCACAAAGUCAAGCAGAUCUCAACUUGAGAGUUGACCAGCUAGCUCAGAGAAUGGACGACCAAAACGCUCUUAUGAGGCAGCUCCUUAAUCAAAUAAGCGUGGCUCAAAAUCUUGGCCUUGGACAACCAGGCGAAGUGAGAAGAAUAGACGAACGCACCGGUGGGCAGCUCAACGGGGACCAAGCGGGUCGAGCAGGAGCGAGCAGACAAGGGGAUGCACAACCACGUGAUCAGCUUGCCGACAUGUCGCAAGCAUCUGCAAGCCACACACAAAGCAACGUGCGAGAAAAGCUCGGCCCACGACUUGACGUUCGUGCUCGCCUGGGCCCGCAAGGGAAUGUACUUCAAAGGCUAGGCUCCCAAGGAGAUCAAACUGACAAUCGCCGCAAUGAGGAUUGUGAAGAAAGGCGCUCCGCUGCCCACUCGCAGAGAAAUAUUCACGAAAGGCUAGGCCCCCAGGGAGGUCAACCCGCUAACCCUCGCAAUGAGGAUCGUGAAGAGAGGCACUCCAUUGCCCGCUCUCAGAGAACCAACUCUCGCCGUCAAGCUGCAGAAAAUCCCUCGCAAUCGCAGUCCACCAACACGUCUCUUAGGCAGCGCGGACGAGAGGACCGACCCUUGCAGACCAACGAGGAGGUCAAUCAGCGUCGCCCGAAUCGCAAAAGUCGCCAACGUGAUCCACCAGCACUGCGCGCGGAAGACGUUGAGAAGCUUGUGAAUGACCGACUUCGAGACUUGAAGACUGGCGGGAACCUCGAGGAUGCACUACGUAAGGAGAUGGACCAGGCGAUCUCUACUCCUUUCACCCCUGAAAUCGAGCAGGCUGCUCCCCCGAAGCGAUUCUCAACGCCCUCUUUUACAUGCUUCAAAGGCGAUUCCGAUCCCGAAAGCCAUCUGAAGCAUUUUAAGAGCCUUAUGAUCCUCUACAAAGCCGAAGACGCGCUAAUGUGCAAGGUCUUCAAGGAGCUUGCUUAUGUCUUCACUAAAGAAUACACUUCUUAUCGGUCAAUCAAGAAGAAUCCUGACUAUCUGUUCAACCUGCACAAGAAGUCCAAUGAAUCCCUGCGAGACUACAUCAAGAGGUUCAAGGCGGAGAGGGCAAACAUUGUAGGAUGUGAUGACCAAAUUGCGUUCUCUGCCUUCAAAAGGGGGUUGCCAACUGAAUGUGAGCUGUAUCGUGAGCUGACCAUCUAUCCUCGCCAAACACUGGUAGAAGUCUUCGCUAUAGCAGAGCGCUACGCAUUAUGGGACGACGACCGGAUCGCCAUGAAGAAGGCUGAUCAAGUAGCUGAGCAGGCAAGCCAAGAGAACGGCAAGCGCAAAUCACAGCCUCAGGAAGGUGCUUCAGCAGCGGAGAGCUACACCAAGUUCACUAUCCCGAUACACCAGAUCCUGGCCCAAGUAAAAGACAUGCCUUGGUUGAAGAAACCAUCGCCUUUAAAGGGAAACCCAAACAAGAAGGAUACCAGUAGAUACUGCACAUUCCAUGAAGGGCAUGGUCAUUACACAAACGACUGCUUCGCCUGGAAAAGGCACCUUGAAGAUCUAGUCAGAGACGGCCAUUGCACAGAAUUCAUGGCAAGGAGGGCUAUCCAGCAAAUCAAGGAUUGUGACGCAGCUAACGAUGAACCUCCACGAAAAAGGUCAUAUGGAUCAACACGAUCCUAG
Prunus armeniaca (apricot) is the source of this 2022-nucleotide messenger RNA. Lineage: Eukaryota; Viridiplantae; Streptophyta; Magnoliopsida; Rosales; Rosaceae. The record is from the annotation of a GenBank genome assembly.